AUGGACGAUUCAGGAGAGCGAUACUACAUAGGGUCCGAAAUUGGUGCCUACCUAAGAUUACACCGCGGUACGCUAUACAAGAAAUAUCCUGUGCUAUGGCGAAAAGUGGCUACGCAAGAGGACAAAGAAAAGCUCCGUCAGAUUGCGCUUUCACAAGCUUUCAUGCACACCAAUAUCAUGUUGGUGAAAGCGCAUGAAAUCGACGAGUUAUUGGCAGGCCAAGAGGAAAAGUAUCGGGCCGCGGGAUCAACUCCAUCGAUUCCUAGAGUGGACUCGGGACUUUCCAAAAGUAAUAAGCCAAACGUACCGGCUGGAUGGAUGGGACAGCAGGUUUGUGAGUCAUAUGAGUUCUGA
Messenger RNA from Cylicostephanus goldi, 354 nucleotides. The record is from the annotation of a GenBank genome assembly. NCBI's taxonomy places the organism in Eukaryota, Metazoa, Nematoda, Chromadorea, Rhabditida, Strongylidae.